Messenger RNA from Xyrauchen texanus (razorback sucker), 2884 nucleotides. RefSeq names its product protein Mdm4-like. NCBI's taxonomy places the organism in Eukaryota, Metazoa, Chordata, Actinopteri, Cypriniformes, Catostomidae. Gene Ontology annotation, biological process: regulation of cell cycle; protein ubiquitination; negative regulation of apoptotic process. The transcript has 11 exons. The coding region runs from base 121 to 1599 and encodes 492 amino acids. Gene Ontology annotation, molecular function: ubiquitin-protein transferase activity. Gene Ontology annotation, cellular component: nucleus. The record is from RefSeq and is a predicted model, not a curated record.
UUACUAAAAAAAAAAAAAAACACCUCUCUCCCCUCCUUUGUCAAAAUAACAAUUCUUAAAAAAAAAAAAAAAAUACGGGAAGCAUGUAAUCGUAAACAGAUACACGUUCUUGAGUCAAGCAUGACCUCACUGUCAUCAUCUCAGUUAACGGGGUCAAGUUCUACAUGCAGGGCUCUGCCAGGGGAGGGGAGUCAGGUCCAUCCCAGUGCUCCUCUCCUGCAGAUCCUGAGAGUAGCAGGUGCUCAGGAGGAGGUGUUUACCUUGAAGGAGGUCAUGCACUACCUAGGUCAGUAUAUCAUGAUGAAGCAGCUGUAUGACAAACAGAUGCAGCACAUCGUCCACUGUCAAGAUGACCCACUCGGAGAGCUGCUUGAAGUGGGAAGUUUUUCUGUGAAGAACCCCAGCCCUGUGUAUGAGAUGUUGAAGAGGAAUUUGUUUAUAUUGAAUAGUCCUGAUGCAGCAAAGAAUCUUUCAGUCGGCAAGGAUUCUAAUGAGUCUCCAAGUGAAGAUCCUGGUCAGGUGUCUAGUGGGAUGAAUAUCUCUGGACAGGCUCUCAGCGCUAGGAAUGCCAGCACGAGUGCAACGCAGAGCUCCUCACAUCGCAGGCCACGCCAUCCUGAUGAGGAUUCUUCAGAUGGCUUACCCAGGUCUGCUUGUAAGCGGCCAAAGUUGGAUGUGACUCUGGAAGAGUGGGACCUGUCUGGGUUGCCCUGGUGGUUUCUGGGUAACCUGCAAAGUAAUUACACUCGCCGUAGCAAUGGCUCGACAGAUAUCCACACCAAUCAACUCUCUCCUGGACAGGACGAGGACACGGCCAUAGUGUCUGACACCACAGAUGAUCUGUGGUUCCUGAAUGAGGCAGAGAGUGAGCAGGUGAGUGUAGAAAUGAAGGAGGCCAUAUUGGAGCAGGGUAGUGAUGCAGAGUCUUCACAUGAAGAAGAGGAGACUGGGCAAGACAGGAAAGAAGACAGAAAGAUGCAAGAAGAACAGGAUGAGGACUCUCAGUGUUUGAGUGAUGACACCGAUACUGAGAUCUCCACACAGGAUGCAUGGCAAUGUUCUGAGUGCCGUAAGUUCAACACCCCACUCCAACGGUACUGCAUGCGUUGCUGGGCACUUCGAAAAGAUUGGUACAAGGACUGUACCAGACUCUCUGUACCAGACAUCCCUGCUUGCAGUUCCCAUCCUCAGAGAUAUGAAGAUAAGGAGGAUGAUGAUGGAAUCGACAUGCCUGAUUGCCUCAGGACAGUGUCUGACCCAGUCGUCCUCCCGUCACACCAUGCCUCUCGAAACAUCCCCCCUUCGUCCUCUUUCAAAUCCAAAGGGAAAGGUCCUUCCCAGCUUCAUCUCCACUCUCAAGAGAGCUCAGAGGGUGACAGCCAGGACAUGUUUGACAUGGAUACAGAAUGUCAACUGGAGGCCAUGCUUGAACCCUGCAAGCUGUGCCGACUGCGGCCCCGAAACGGCAAUAUCAUCCAUGGCCGCACGGCUCACUUGAUCACCUGCUUCCCCUGUGCCCGCAAGCUGCACAAAUUUAAUGCACCUUGCCCGGGCUGUGGCCAGAUUAUACAGAAGGUCAUCAAGACAUUCAUAGCAUGACCAAAAUGGGGAACAAAUUAAAGGCACUUAUGUGUUACACACACACACACACACACACACACAAACACACAAUCUCCCUGUACAUACUGAAGGACCAUUGCUGGACUAAUAUGUAAAAAUUGCACAGUGAUCUGUAAUGAUUUAUGUUGUACAAAGCAAGCAUACAUUAUGUACAGAAACAGAAUAUAAUUGAACCUAUAUCGGUGACUUAGAAACUGGUCUCAAAUGGAUGGUUUGCUGUUGUUUGUUAAUGUAACUUGGUUAAAGAAAAAGUAAUCUGUUUCCACCUUUUUGUCAGGUGAAAGAGAGAGUUAGCCACCAUGACUCGAUACUCACUGUCUUGACGAGUGAAAAGGUAUGAAGUUCAGAAAAUCAUAAUGGGCCUAAAAGAAAUGAAUGAUUUUAGUAGAUGUGCCUGCAUCAACACCAUUCAAAUCCUAGCCUUUAGUACUUUGUACAGUCCAGACACAGUCUGUUAUAGCUUGUGUCUAAAAGCCCUUUCUAUGCUCUUGACCAAUUUUUGUUUUUAUUUUUAAUGUAGAAUAAAAAGAAUAUAAUUUAGUUUUUCCACCUCCAAAUUUCAGGCACUUAAAGACUAAAUCCCUAGGUAGGCACGGCUGCAGAGUGAUGUCUAGUUGACCUGGUGGCGGAUACUGUAGACAGGUGCUUUAAACAGAUAUUCGUGAAUAUUUAUUAAUUUAUAACUUUAAUUUUUUUUAUAUUUCUGCCAUAUUUUUCAUUAAAAUACAGUACUUAAAUGUUUUAAAAGGUCAUCUGUAUUUUUGGCAGUAUCGGAACAAUGGAACUCCGCUUUAUAAAGUAUUUUGCGAGCUUAUUAGGGGUAUUGUCCUGUGCUAUUCUAAGUCCUGCCUUAUGUUUCCAGAACCAAAGUGGAUUGAUCAGUUUCAGUUGUAAAUUCUGUUUAAUAAUGUCCUCCGCCACCAGAGGAUGAUGAAGCUUUAUAAUAUACCACACACAGUAAAUCCAUUGUAUAUUUGUUUUGUUUUGCUAAAACGAUGCUUAUUUCUUGUCAACGCUGCGUUAUAUACCAAUUGAGAAUGCGAUUCUGAAAUUAGUAGUCCAUUUUAAUUUAAUUGUCUUGCACAAUGUGUUGUACAAAACCUGCUAUUUCACUGCCAUUAUGCCUCGUUGUAUCUUAUCUGAAAUUCAUCAUAAGUCAAUGCAAUUAUAUAAUGAAGAUAAAAACAAAUCUUUUUAUAUAUAUAUACAGUUCUUAUUUCUGGUCUGAUACAAUCUGGGCAUUUUUUUUCUCUUAAUAAAUGAU